This is a messenger RNA of Penaeus vannamei (Pacific white shrimp), 2815 nucleotides long. Lineage: Eukaryota; Metazoa; Arthropoda; Malacostraca; Decapoda; Penaeidae. The record is from RefSeq and is a predicted model, not a curated record.
GCGAGGGACUUGGGAAUCAACAAGAAACCACGAAACAUUUUACGGUUUCUUUGUGUUGUGGAAGAUAAUUUUAUCCUAAGCUAUUUCACGCAACACGAGGGUGGUAGGGAGAAAGCCUCUGCCUGGUGUACGACCAGUGGCCUCGAUAAUCUCGGUAAAUGGAAGCCACUGAUUAACGCAAGGAUGGCAAGUGGUGGAAACAGUCGUUCUUCCACACCCGAUGUGGAUUACACUGAAGCUGACACGGAGUCAGAUCAGAUGGACACAGAGGAUGUGUCGAAGAGUACGGAGACGGAUCACCACGAACCAUGCUUAAUGCCAAAUCCAAUAGAACGAGGCAUCAUGAUCUUGAGACGGGCAAAUUCAGACACAGAAAAAUUUGCUGCCCUUCUCAUGGUUACGAAGCUUAUCAAGGCGGAACAGCUGGACGAAGAUUCAAAGAAGCGGAUAAUGGAUGCAGUGGGACUCGACUUCUUAGCACGGCUCUUGAAGACCAGUGAUGUUCCGGAAGGCUGUCCUCCUUUCAUGUUUAAGUCAAUAGCCCUCACGAUACUAACCUGUUUCAUUUCUUCAUGCGUGGGGAAUCCAACUUUGUACGGCCUCAUACCUGUGUUAAGCGACAUAAUAUCAAAGCCAGAGUUAUAUGACGGUGAUUUGACUCUAGUAAAAGAUUCCUUUCAGUGCUUAAAGAGCAUUUCAUCCGAGAGAAGUGGAAGAAAAGCGAUAAUAGACUUCGAAGCAGUGGGGCCCCUCGUGGAUGCCUACGUUGCAGAGAGCUUCUGUUAUGAGGAGGCGUUAGAAAUCUUGCUCUUAGUGUUGGCCGAGGAAGGUCCCAGGACAUGGGAGGACGAACCUGAGGCUUUUACCAAACUUAUGGAUAAUAUGGCUCAUGAAUUUGCAGUUGACCAAACUGAAAGAAAGUUUAACUUGUGUGAGUUUAUUACUGAACUAUUACAAAGCUUGCCUCUUACCGCUUCUUCAACAGGGAGUCCAUCUUGGAAGAAGGACUUGCACAAAGGGUUGUCUGAUAUGAUUUUAAGUAAAUUAGGUCGUGAACAAAGGGAUAAAGCUUUAAGAUUAGCAGGUGUGGCCAUGGAGAGUCUGGGCGUUUCGUGGAUCUUGCAGUCAGAUAACGGGUCUCCAGCCGAUGGCAAAGGCAGGCAGGUGCUUUUAAUGAUGGUUCAUUUAGCUUGCAUUGAAGUAAGGAUGAGCCUGGAAGAUAAGACUUUCAAAGAGGCAGUUGCUUUAGCUUCGCCUACAACUGCUUGCUAUACGAUUCUUGAAUUAGCUAUCAACUUCUUAGUAAAUGGAGCAGUAAAUUUUGAACAAAAACAGAAACAGCAGUUGUACGCUGCUUUGAAAGGGGCCUUCAAUGCUGUUCUGAUCUUUUUAAAAGCUUCUUUUGACGAGUCAUUUUCUGAAAAUCCAAAGAAUCACCUUUUUGUGUGUGCCACAAUCCGGGUCCUUGGUGCUUGGUUAGCUGAAGAAACAGCUGCCAAUAAGGAGGAAGUUUAUGCGACAAUACCAUUUAUAAUCAAAACUUGUAGGUAUAACUUUGAUUGGAAUAAUAAAAGGGCUGCCUUAAAAUCCAAAAAGAAAAGCCAGUCAAAAAUUAGUUUGAAAGAAGACGAUGAAAAUUUGCCUGAUAUUUUUAGGUUCCUUUUACCUGGUUUGUGUCAUCUCACGGCAGAAGAUAAGCCAAGAUCUCUUUUAUUGGAGCUUGAGUUAGAAAAUCUUUUAUUUGAAUAUUUACAUUACCACUGGAAUAGCAUAAGAUGUAUAUUUGGGCCUCAGAGCAAAACAGACGAGUUAGAAAUGCCGGCAGAAAUAGUCAAUUCAGCCACAGAAGCCAUGGAAACAAUCUGUAACAUUUUUAUGAAUAUUGUAGUGCAAGAACCAGAAAAGGUAAAGAUAGAUCCAUUUUAUUAUUCUCUACUUAAAUUUAUAUUCAUGAAAGUACCAGAUAUUCCUUCAGAAAGUCCACAUUUGAGAUUGUGUGGAAACUUCUCAAUUCUUGGGUUAAUGAUUCUGAGGCACCAACAUCCGAAUGUGAAAAGCACGGACUUUACCAUUUUUAGAUUUGUGCAGACCACUGUGCGUUUCCUCUGGGAUGCCCAUAAUGUUGAAGAGAGUCAUGAUUAUGCCACUUUAGUCGUCUCCACAAAAUAUGAAUCUCACUGGGGAAGCUUGAUGGACUUGUGGUUCCUCGGAAUGCACACCCUCAGCCUUCUCCUCCCAUCAAUUCCUUGGCUGUGCGACUUCUUGAUAGAAAGCGAGUGGCCACAGACUAUUAUCCUCACCCUCAUAUCAGUCAGAGAGGGUGGCGUGGACCCAGGCCUAAAGAGUGCUUUGGAGGAUUUCCUCUGCCUUCUGGCAAAGUCCUCUAGAGCUGCUUUUAAUAUCAUGAAGGAAAAAGGUGUUGAUCAGGUUUGUAAGAAUCACAACUUUGAAGAGUUGUCAAAAGUAUUUAGUUUGAGCACUACUAAGAGUGAAAAAGCCGUAGGUUCUUCAUGAAUUGUCUUUGUGAUAACUAUGCAUACAGUUCAAACUUUUAUCAUAAGGUUUGCAAAAUAAUGUACUAGUGUGUCAGUGAUGUCUUUUACUUAAUGUCUGGUGUUGUCAUCAUUAUUGUUAUUUUCAUUAUCUGAUAUUAAUAUUAUCUUUGUUAUCUAAUAUUAUUGUAAACCACUUGUAGUUUAAAAAAUGUCUUGUCUUCAUUCUCUCCUUCAUAUUUAUAUCCUCAGUAUCAUUAUUAUUUAUAUUUUUAAUGGUAGUAAUAUUGAUGGUAACAGUAAGACUGGAAAAUAACAGUAAU